Camelus dromedarius (Arabian camel) is the source of this 1323-nucleotide messenger RNA. RefSeq names its product SERTA domain containing 1 (gene SERTAD1). NCBI's taxonomy places the organism in Eukaryota, Metazoa, Chordata, Mammalia, Artiodactyla, Camelidae. Gene Ontology annotation, cellular component: nucleus. The record is from RefSeq and is a predicted model, not a curated record. Bases 273 to 989 code for a protein of 238 amino acids. Gene Ontology annotation, molecular function: transcription regulator activity. The transcript is spliced from 2 exons.
GGUCCGGCAGGUGCGCGCCAGGGCUACCCGGGAUCGAGACGCGCGGGCCUCUAUGUGCCGCCCGCCCCGGCUGGGCCGGGUGAAUCACGCCGCAGCCGGGGAAGGGGGCGGAGGCGCCGGCUCCCUGGCUCCGGCUGCGUGACUCACCCGCCCCCGCCGCCGCCGCAGCCGCUUCGGGAGGAGACGCCUCCACUGCCUUCCGGAAGUGAGCGGAGGCCAAGAGGGCAGAACAGCCCUCCGGGGAUCCCGGCCCUCAAGUUCCCGAGCGGCAGAUGAUGCUGAGCAAGGGCCUGAAGCGCAAGCGGGAGGAGGAGGAGGAGGAGAAGGAAGCCCUGGCAGUUGACGCCUGGUGGCUGGAACCUGGCCACCCAGCAGUGGCACAAGCACCCCCGGCUGUGGCCUCCAGUUCCCUCUUUGACCUUUCAGUGCUCAAGCUCCACCACAGCCUGCGGCAGAGUGAGCCAGACCUGCGGCACCUGGUGCUGGUAGUGAACACACUGCGGCGAAUCCAGGCAUCCAUGGCACCAGCAGCUGCCCUGCCGCCUGCGCCCAGCCCACCUACAGCCCCUGGCAUAGCUGAUAACCUGCUGGCCAGCUCGGACGCCGCCCUCUCAGCCUCCAUGGCCAGCCUCCUGGAGGACCUCAGCCAUAUUGAGGGCCUGAGCCAGGCCCCCCAACCCUUGGUAGACGAGGGGCCGCCAGGCCGCCCCAGUGGGGCAGCCCCACCCAGCCUGGGUGCCUUGGACCUGCUGGGACCAGCCACUGGCUGUCUGCUGGACGAUGGGCUUGAGGGCCUAUUCGAGGACAUUGACACCUCCAUGUAUGACAGUGAAUUUUGGGCACCAGUCUCUGAGGGCCACAAAUCCAGCCCUGAGGAUGGGCCAGGCAAGGAGGAAGCUCCAGAGCUGGAUGAGGCCGAGCUGGACUACCUCAUGGACGUGCUGGUGGGCACACAGGCACUGGAGCGGCCACCAGGGCCAGGGCGCUGACCCCCAGGGCUGGGAUGUUGAUCUUCUGUCCAAACUGAGCCUGAUGGCUGGAGCAACUCUCCUUGGAAAGACAUAGCUAGCUUCCCUAGAGAGGGGCUUUGGAGAGAAAGAAUCCAGUCCUGGGCAAUUUCACCUCCGACCUCUUGUCUCUGGCUGAUGGGGGCAGUCUGGGAUUGGCCCUCAUGAUGAAAUGACAGGGCCUGGUGGCUGGAAUGGGAUUGGACCAGGCCCAGUGCUGAAUCCCUGGGGGUCAUAGCCUGGUAUACACUUUUCCUGAUGUACGGAGAGACCCCAACCAGUUUUUGAAAUUAAAGCCAGUCCUGGGACGUCUCAA